Dothidotthia symphoricarpi CBS 119687 is the source of this 1605-nucleotide messenger RNA. RefSeq lists its product as uncharacterized. Lineage: Eukaryota; Fungi; Ascomycota; Dothideomycetes; Pleosporales; Dothidotthiaceae. The record is from RefSeq and is a predicted model, not a curated record. The transcript is spliced from 2 exons. Gene Ontology annotation, molecular function: protein binding. The coding region runs from base 1 to 1605 and encodes 534 amino acids.
AUGUCUCACGUUCUUGUGUUCAACUCGUACGCGAGGACUGUUCGGAUUGCGACUACACCUGUCAAGUAUCUGACUGAGGUGCGAGACGAAGCUUGUCAGAAAUUCGGCGUUGCGAAGGAUCAGUUUACGCUGAAGUACAACAACAAGCCAAUAUCACUCUCUCAGCAGAUACGACUCGCGAAUCUACCCCAGGGCGCCCGUCUCGAGCUUGUCCAAGCGUCGCGGUCACCAACUGUCAUAUCAGUAGCCCUCCAGCUUCCAAAAUCUCGGCUAGUACAAAAGUUCGCGAGUACCACUUCAUUAUGGGAGAUCCUGCGACAUUUCGAGAGUGCUGACGGAGCCAACUACAACUUCACACAGCGUGCGGUGCCUGAGCUGGACGGUGCUUCCGGUGCGGGCAGACUGCAUUACGAGAUGCCUGUAAUCACAGUCAUGCCGGCUCAUCGGGAGCACUCGACAUUUACAGCACUACAGCAGACGUUGAGCCAGCUCGGCUUCGAUGCCGGGUCUGCUUUGUUGAAACUGUCACACAAGAAUAGCGGGAUACCACUCGAGGAAGCUAUGACACAGAUAUCGCAGUACUUCAAGAGCGAUGAGCCUACUCCUCCCGGCGCACAUGCAGCAACCUCUUCCCAACAAGGAUCCAUUCCAGACUUGGAAAAUGCUGCUCCAGAGGCGACAACGACUGUUGCAGGCGAGACUAUCCGUGACGACGAACCAGAUCCAGAACCCAUGGAGGUCGACACUGAACCAAUGGCAGAACCGAUAGCUGAGCCAGUAAUAGAGCCUGAAGUACCUGCGGAGGUGAAAGCAACUGAGAACAUCGAGAAUAUAUCCCCAGCAGCAGCAUUAGCAGCGGCAACCUCAUCAGCAUCGUCUGCACCAGCUCAAGAAACUCCGCAAUCUUCAGACUCCACCAACAAGCCUCGCAACGUACAGAUCUUCGCCGCAUCAACAUCAUCGACUCCACAGGCUGCACGAAACGCGUGGAAUGAAAACGACUAUGUCCCCACGAUCCAGCACGCAAAAGCCCACCAAUCGCAACUACUAGAUCGCACAAGAAACACCCGCUUGCUUUCAGACAAGGAGCUCGAGGAGCAAGAGAAGGCCCGGCAAGAAAAGAUCAACGCAGUAGUCGAAAAGGGCGGGUCCCUCCGGAUCCGCAUGCCCGACGGCACCCUCAUCCAGAUGAACUUCAGCAAAGCAGACACAGCGCAAGGCCUCUACGACUUCGUCGCCGGCUUCCUAGAAAAGAAGAACGAGCCCUUUGAGCUCAAAUACACGGGUCCAACAGGUCGCCUCAUCCUGCUCGGACGCGACACCAAGCGCCUGAUGCAAGACCUGCGCUUCUCCACCAGCGAGCUCGUCACGUUCCAGUGGGCGGAGAAUGCGAGCGCUGAGGCGAGGGCGUCGCGCAAGACUAUCGCGCCCGAGUGGCAGGCUAAGGCGCAGACGUUGCGCGUCGAGGAGCCUGCGCCCCAGCAGCCAGAGCAGAAGAAGCCGCAGACGGUUGCUGAGGGGAAGAGGAAGGUGGGUAUGAGUUCUGAGGAUAAGGAGAGUAAGCUGAAGAAUAUUUUGGGCAAGGGGUUGUUUAAGAGGAAGUAG